AUGGCUAGCAGCACCUGCCAGGCUCUGCUGGACCGCUUUCUGGAGGAGAGCUACUCAGAUCAGCUGUUCCCUCAUCAUCUGGGUUUGGAAGAGGACAGCCAAAUUGCCUCCUGCGAUUUUGAGUCAUCAUGCCUCUGGACUUUAUCAAAUCACACCGAUCAGAGUGAUUGGUUGGUGGUGUCGCCACAGCAAUCCGGAGGUGCUGAGGCUGGGAUGAUGCCUGUGACCGACCACUCAGUGGGAAGCUCUGAUGGGCACUUCCUUCACCUAAGCUCCUCUCCUGCUGCAGAGGCCUCCAGGAGAUGUGAGUACCACUUAACCAGCCCAGUUCUGCCUGUGAGCGGACGGUUCUGUACGCUACAGGUGGCUCUGUACGAGACCGGUCCAGUGUGGGGGAACCUCACAGUCCUGAUCAAGCCCGUCCUCUCAGGUUCAGCUGUUCACUCGGUGGUUUUGAACGACAGGAGACACGAGGAGCACAGGGGCGAGUGGGAGGUUCUAGAGACUUUGAUUGGCCAGAUGGAGGAGCCCUUUCAGGUGACUCUGCUGUACACUUCCUGUCAGGGCGAUAACAGAGUGACAGUGGCUCUGGACUCUCUGGAGCUCAUUGACUGUGAUUCAGAUCAGAUCACUGAUCUGGACGCAGCAUGUGGGGAAUCUUUCCACUGUGGAAACUCAGGAGGCUGCAUCGACCAGAGCCAAGUGUGCAACUUUCACACUGACUGUCCUUUUGGAGAGGAUGAGGGCUUCAUCUGUGGAGCUCUUCUCUUCGGCUCACAUUGUUCUUUUGAGCUGGACGCGUGCGGCUGGUCUGUGUCCAACAAUCGCUCGGCCUGGAGACGGGUCACUGGAGACCAGUUUCUGGAGGAUGAAGACAUGAAGGGUGUCACUCUGCAGCAUACACCAGGGCACUUUCUGUUUCUGCAGGUGAGGGAAAAUAAUAUCCUGCGAGAGGCAUCCAUUCAGAGCUCAUCCUUUCCUGCCCCAGUGUCUUCUACUGACUGUCAGAUGCGUUUCUCUCUCUACCUGUACGGUGACUUUAAUGGUUCGUUGCUGGUGGCAAUUGAGGAGAAUGGGACCACCACUGCACCCCUGGUGUGGGAGAGAAAUGGACAGUGGACAGAUGACUGGGAAGAUGUUGCCCUGCAGCUUACUGGCCUUCAUUACGGGUUUCAUGUGAAGGUGACAGCUGUGUGGGGGGAAGGCUCGAGUGCUGAUGUUGCUCUUGAUGACAUUGCGAUUGGAGCAGCCUGCUUCAACAAAGAUCUCAACUCUCUGCUGACCAUGGCAGACUUGGAGGAUUUCUUAAGCCCCCUUCCUGAGCCUUCAGCCUCAGGUAGUUUCUUGAUGACGUGGUGGUUUAACUCAUGUGGUGCCAGCGGUCCCCACGGUCCAACCCAGGCCCAGUGUGACAACACCUACAGGAACAAAAACGUCAGUGUUACUGUGGGGAAGGAAGGAUCCUUGAAAGGCGUUCAGAUAUGGAGGGUACCUGCUACUAACAGAUACCUGAUCUCUGCUUACGGGGCUGCAGGAGGCAAAGGAGCAAAAAACCACAACAAGCGCAACCAUGGAGUCUUCAUAUCUGCUAUAUUUCCUCUGGAGAAAGGAGACGUAAUUCAUAUCUUAGUGGGCCACCAGGGAGAGGACGCAUGCCCGGGGAGAAAUCCCCUCACCCAGAAAAUCUGCCUGGGAGAGUCAUCUGUGAUUGAAGACAACUUCAGGGGAGGGGCUGGUGCAGAGUGUGCUGGGGGAGGAGGCGGAGGAGGGGGAGCCACUUAUAUCUUUAAGAUGGAGGGAGGGGAGCUAGUUCCCUUGCUGAUUGCGGCUGGUGGAGGAGGAAAUGCCUACAUGGAGGACCCAGAUUCCAGUCUGGAUCAGAUUCCACUGGAGCAGUAUGAAAACAGCACCACUGCUUCAAGUACCAAUGGUCAAACUGGCGCUGCAGGUGGAGGUGGAGGCUGGAAAGACAGUCCCAAUCCUAACCUGAGGGCAGGAAAGUCUCUAGUAGAGGGCGCUGAGGGAGGGUCAUCAUGCCCCCUGGCCGUGUCUAAGCUCGGCUGGUCUACCUAUGGAGGCUUUGGAGGUGGUGGUGGGGCCUGCACGGUUGGAGGCGGUGGAGGAGGUUACAAAGGAGGUGACGCUGCGCUGACAGAUGAGCUCACAGCCGACGGUCAGAAUGGGAUCUCGUUUAUUCACCCGACGGGAGAGAUUUUCCUUCAGCCCCUGGCAGCCAUGGAGAGCCACGGCGAGUGUGAGAUCAAAGUAAAGCUGAACUGCAGCCACUGUCUGACACAGAGCUGCAAACGAGAAGAAGACACACACCUCAUUCUCUGCCUCUGUGAAGAGGACGAAGUUCUGGCCAGUGACAAUGUGACAUGUAUCCGCAUUGUGGGUUCUCAGGGCCCAGCUCCACAGGGCCAGUUGUCAUCGACUUUGAUUCUGGCAGUCGUGGUCUCCACCAUCACGAGCGGCGUUGCUCUGAUCUGCGCCGGCGUCAUCCUCAUGUGGUACCGCAGGAAGAACGACCUGCAUGCAGUGAGGGGACGUCUGCAGAGUCCAGAGUACAAGCUGAGUAAGAUUCGCUCCUCCACCAUCAUGACGGACUACAACCCAAACUACUGCUUUGCAGGGAAAGCUGCGUCACUCAAUGAACUGAAGGAAGUACCGCGCAAGAACAUCACACUUCUCAGAGCUCUCGGCCAUGGUGCGUUUGGGGAGGUGUAUGAAGGACAAGUUUUGGGAAUGAGUGCUGACAACAGUCCAAUGCAGGUGGCGAUAAAGACUCUUCCAGAAAUCUGCUCUGAACAGGAUGAAAUGGAUUUCCUGAUGGAGGCUCUGAUUAUGAGUAAGUUCAGCCAUGAUAACAUAGUCCGCUGCAUCGGUGUCAGUUUGAAUAUCCUGCCACGUUUCAUCCUGCUGGAGCUGAUGACCGGAGGAGACAUGAAGAGCUUCCUGAGACAGAACAGGCCACGAGCUGGUCAGACCUCUUGUCUCACCAUGCGGGACCUGCUGCAGAUGGCCAGAGACAUCGCCUUUGGGUGUCGCUACCUGGAGGAGAACCACUUUAUACACAGAGACAUCGCUGCUAGAAAUUGCCUGCUUACUUGCCCUGGACCAGACAGAGUUGCCAAAAUAGGAGACUUUGGCAUGGCACGAGAUAUUUACAGAGCAAGCUAUUACAGGAAAGGUGGUCGUGCAAUGCUGCCGGUCAAAUGGAUGCCACCAGAGGCCUUCAUGGAGGGAAUCUUCACCUGCAAGACUGAUACAUGGUCGUUCGGAGUGCUGCUAUGGGAGAUCUUCUCCCUGGGUUACAUGCCGUAUCCCUGCAAAACCAACCAAGAGGUGCUGGAGUUUGUUACCAGUGGAGGCAGGAUGGAUCCUCCUAAGAGCUGUCCUGGGCCUGUCUAUCGAAUCAUGACUCAGUGUUGGCAGCAUUGUCCCGAGCACCGACCAAACUUUUCUUCCAUCCUGGAGAGAAUAAAUUACUGCUCUCAGGACCCAGACGUGAUCAACACACCCCUGCCUGUGGAAUACACCCCCAAUUCAGAGGAUGAUGGUGGUUUAAUAAUCCGUCCCUCUGACCACACCUCCUCCAGCCUCACCCCACUCCUGGUGUCCCAUCCUGUUACCCAGGAUUCCUCCCAGCUUGGUCUUUCCUCUCUUGGCUUGGGUUCCAGCCCUCUGCCCCCACAGCCCACAAAGCCCCGUCUGCUUCUCCAGAGAACCCAACCUGUCCAACAGGAAGUGACGUCAUGUCGUGAGACUCUGGAGCCGUCCUGGGCCGAGUCUGUCCCUGCUCCUGGCUUGUCAACAGCAGGCAUGUGCGCAGGAGGCCACUGGUUCCACCCUGAGCCUCCUCAUCACCGACCCUGCUCCAGGAACAGCUCCUCUUCGGGGAGCCAGAGGCUGAAGAACAAGACGAAGAACCUGUGGAACCCCACAUAUGGCUCCUGGGUUUUAGAAAACUUCAGAGGGAAGAAAACACUCUCUCACACUCAGUCCAUGCCGCUCUCAAGCUCGCCUACCAGUACCUCCAGCACUCAGGCACCUCAGACCUGCAGCCUGGCUUCAGAGAACCACGACGCUGGAUGUGACAGCCCCCCCAGCCUCUGCCCUCCUUCGACUCCAUCCCCAUCUUGCCAGGCUCAAGCUGCCAUGAGCUUGUCCACCCAUAAAGCCCCAGUAGGUGGUAGCAGUAAGGCUGGUAUGGACCUGGCUAAACUGCAGAGUUUCCCUUGUGGCAACGUCAACUACGCCUAUGAUGAGCAAAGCUACGAGGCAGAAAGUCUGCCCCUGGUUAACCCCAAAGCUUCAGAAACCAUCACCAACACCAGCUCGGCCCCCAGUGUCUCCUCAGGAACCAGUCUGGGACUGACGUUCGGCCUCCACACCUCCUCUUCCUGUAUGCCAAAACUGCUGCUGAAACGCCACGCCAGCUACGGACAUGAGGACGUGAGGAGACACACCAAAGCUGAGAAACCCACCCGGGAUCGAGACUCAGGCUUUUCUCUGUCUGAAGACCUCAGUGUAACUCCCUUCUGAAUAACAAACGACUGUAACAGGGACUCUAAAUGAUAAUAGAAUUAAAUCUCAGAUGGAGCCCCUUUCUUCAGAACCCAUGACAUGAGUUUUGGAUUUCUGGAACAACAAGUACAAACACAAUGUUCCCUCACCAAGGUCUGAGAGCCACAACAUCAAAUCAUUAGAGCUCCUGGAAUGCUGGAAACACUCACAUGUCACAAACGCUCCUCUGCACUGUGAUACAACGCUGGACUCAGAGCACCGUUCAGGGCUUCUGGUACACUGGUAGCUGAACAGUGAAGCUGAAACGCAGGGCAUCAUGAGGCCGUGCACUCUCUCAUUGACCACAAUGUUGGCACCUGCUGACAUGAAUAACUGAUGUAUAGUUUGACUCCCUUUUUUUCUACCUUUUAGGUUAGAUUUGUUGUUUUCAUGAAUGCUUUGGCAGUAUGUUUUUUUUUUUGUUGCAUCUUGAUAAUGAUUUGGUUUAGUUUGUAGUGUACAGUUUGACCGGAACAAGCAGGAAAACAUUGAGCCAUUGGGAAGAUAAUCUAAAAGCAUGUUUUUUCAGGUCAACGUUUCUGCAAAGUUUCUGUGAACAUUAAUUAUUUUAUUCAUUUUUAAGUUACCAAUGGUACAGCCAGGUAAGCUUCCAUAACUCUAAUCUCCUUUCAACCUAGAUAAUGUGAAACACAUACACUUAAAUAUACUGAAACAAAAGGUAUUUACGAAAGCUAGGCUAUAACACAUGCACAAAAUAAAAUCUCAAAAAUA
Messenger RNA from Notolabrus celidotus (New Zealand spotty), 5298 nucleotides. It is a transcript of the gene ltk, whose product is annotated as leukocyte receptor tyrosine kinase. Gene Ontology annotation, molecular function: protein binding; transmembrane receptor protein tyrosine kinase activity; ATP binding. Gene Ontology annotation, biological process: regulation of neuron differentiation; cell surface receptor protein tyrosine kinase signaling pathway; multicellular organism development. Gene Ontology annotation, cellular component: membrane; signaling receptor complex. NCBI's taxonomy places the organism in Eukaryota, Metazoa, Chordata, Actinopteri, Labriformes, Labridae. The record is from RefSeq and is a predicted model, not a curated record.